AAAUAAAAAAUGUCUUGUAAAAUUCUAUCAAUAUUUUUUCUCUUGGUUUGGAAGAAUUUUCAAAAGCAAAAGAGUAAUAAGCUAGUUUUACUUCUGUCGUUAGUCCUGCCUGUGCUUUUUUCUUUAUUUUUUUUGUUUAUUCGCCUAUCAAACGAUAAACAAACUACAAGCAAUUCAAGCAAAGCGGAUUCCAAUGAGCUGGAGCUGACUUGGAGUUCGCUUCUCGAUAAAAUUAAUGGACGCCGAGCAGAGAUGGUGAAGAAGCAGAAAAAUUUUGAAAGGAAUGUCUUCAUACCGCAAAUAAAGGUGGCAUAUGCUCCCAGUUCAACGGCUGGCAUACAAAAACUCAUGGCAUCCGCCUUGACAAAACUUUCCAUCCCGAAAGAUAAGAUAGUUGAAUUUGAAAAUUGCAAUGACUUGCGAACCCACGCUUCCUCCGAACAUUUUUUAGCAAGUGUCUGCUUCCGCAAUGUGGAUGAGGCAAGAAAUGGUUUGCCAUCAGUAUUGGAUUUCGCGAUAAGGAUGCCAUCGGAGCUCCGAAGCUAUGAAGCCACUUGGAUUGGUGACAGCUGGAAGGAACUGCCUUCCUUUGCCAAUCACAAGAGUUCCGGGGAGGAAAAAGGCGAGGAUGGUGGCGACACGGAUUAUUUACGCGAGGGUUUCGUUGCACUUCAGUAUCAUAUUUGUGCAGAAUAUCUGCAGACAGCUUCAAAAACUGACAAACUCCCAAAGGUUUCUCUGCGGCCGCUAAAUGCGGAUUCUAAAACCAAUGCACUUUUCUCCAAUGAAGUAACCACUUCGGGAAUUUUGCUGAUUCUUCUGGGAUUUAUGUUUCCUGUUUCUGUGCUUAUAAAGUUGAUUGUGGAGGAACGCGAGCUUGGACAACGUCGUCUUUUGGAGUCCAACAACGCCAGUGUUGCAGUGCAAAUUUUGGCCUGGAUGUUUAAUGUUUUUUGCCAGCUGCUCAUGGCAUCCAUUCUCAUCACUUUUAUAUUCAAGAUCGAGUGGAACGGAAUGGUGGCAUUUUUUAACAAUUGUCCUUGGCAGAUAUUGCUCCUUUUUCUAGUGUCGUAUGUGUUCUCGGUAACAGGAUUUGUCGUUUUCAUGUCAUCACUCAUAAGCUCAACCAAAAACGCCCUCUUCAUGGCUCCGAUCUUAUGGCUUCUUGUUCCACUGCCUUUUAUAUCGGAGGAAGAAGUAAUGUCGCAAAUUCCCCAUGUAUUCUACUCGGUGGCCACAAUAGUUCUUUGCAAUGUGUCCGUAAGUCGAGGACUUAGGAAGUUGUUUUACAUGGAGGAUCAUCCUAUGCAAGGACCGUUCACCAAAUUCUUGAUGUCCAAAGUCACCGAAUCCGAUUAUGGACUACUUUUCCCAAUCGGAUGCUUCUAUGUGCAGGCAUUAUUUUGCUUUCUUUUCGCCCUGAUCCUGGAAAAUGAUGUCUGGUCAUGGUUGGCCGAUCUUUACAAGAAAUCUUGCCGAGCUUGUCGGCGAACCAGACUGUUCUUCAGUAAAAUCCAAAAAGAGGAGCGUAAAUCGGGUGUUGAACAAAGCACCAAAACCAUGGAGGAAACGCAAGCCUCUAUUUACAUUCAUAAUGUUUGGAAGAGGCUAUCGAACAGAUUUGCGGUUGAAAAUGUUACGGUGACUGUGUAUCCCGGAGAGGUGGUGGCUCUGCUGGGCAAGAAUGCCUCCGGAAAGAAGACACUUCUGCGAUUGGUCAAGGGACUGACCAGGCCGAACAGUGGAGAAGUCUUUGUGUCCGGCUUCAAUGUGCAAGCCGACAAAAUGAAAGCCAUUAAGUUUUCCGGAAUGUCCAUGUCAUCGAAACCAGAGUUUUCCGAGUUCACAGUGUACGAAUAUCUAACAUUUUUGUGCCAGUUGCGCGGUCUCGGAAAAUCGGAGGCCAAAGAUGAGGUGAAAUCGUAUCUUCGCUUCUUGAAAAUCGAGGAGUCGCAGAAGACGCAAGUCUAUGAACUUAGCAAAGGACAGAAACUGGUCGUACGAACUCUGGGUGCCUUCGUGGGGAAGACCACCAUCAUUGUCCUCAACAAACCCUUCGAUGGCGUCGACGAUGCGAAGGCCAGAUUGCUCUUCAGCUUCAUCCAGAAGCAGAAAAGCGGUCGCAGUAUUUUCUACAGCACCAGCAGUUCGAGAGUUGCAGGCGCCUUUGCCGAUCGCAUCGCCAUUUUCUCGGAUGGAAAGAUCCUGUCAAUUGGCACAAAGAAAACUUUGUGCAGGAAAUUCAACGAUUCCUAUCGACUGACCCUUUUUGGCAAAGAAAAGUGCGAUUUCAAGGAGGUGCAUUUGUUUUUACAAAACUAUAUUGCUAAUAUCGAGUUGGAUUCAGUUUUGGGCGAUUCUGCAGUUUUCCUAGUUAAUAAUAAAAAUCAACAAGAACUGGGCGACUUGCUGGAGAACUUGACAAAAUUCAAAGAGGACUUAAAUGUAUUCAGUUUUCAACUUGAGGAGUGCAGCUUUCAACAAGUUGUGGAUAAAAUGUUUUCCCAAGAGCAAUCAAAAUCAAAUAUUGAUGAUCUAGAAUUUCGCAAGUUGCCCAUAAAAAAUCGUUCUAAAUGUAGAUUUUUCAAAUUGUCGCAUUUUCGGGCUGUCAUUCGCCUGCGAUUGAUCGCGGAUAUUAGAAUCAGUUUCUUGGCACUUUUAAAGUUCAUUUUGCCCGCAUUGGUGGCCAUCUGGGCACUUAGCAUGCCAUACUUUUGGGACAACAGCCAGCCACCAGGAAAUGUGGUUUUCCCCAUUCCGGAUCACGGCGAUAGAAUCAUUCUAAUCCAACAAAAGUCGCCGAGCGGUUCAGUUUUGAAGGCUGCCAAGGAGUACGCUGAAAUGGGAGCCACGGAGGUGAAAUCCAACAUGGAAAUCUCGAAAUACAUCCGGCAAUAUAUUCUCGAUCAGAACGUGUUACUGGAUAUGGAUUUUCUGGCGGCUGCCAUAUUUUUCGAUGGCGAGGUCACUGCUCUUUUCAACAACAAAUGGCAUCACGCUGCACCCGAAAGUUUGGCUCUGGUAAUGCAUUCUUUGGCAAUUGGCUUGAUUGGUUCUGAGUCGGGAAUCAAAGUGGAAUUGGAUCCCUUGCCUUUCUCAACAGUUCACACCUUGCAAUUGCAUCUGAAUGCCAAUGGAGUCAACUUGAUGUUCGUUAUCUGUUUGAGCUUUAGUUUCUGUUUUAUUUGGAGCAUCCCACUCCUCUAUAUGUCUCUGCAUCGGGACAGUCGUUAUAAUUACAUAGAGUUGAUUGCUGGAAUCCGGCUGGGCGUAUUGAUCCUGGCUUUUUUGGUCUACGAUUUGGUUUUUGUACUACUCGCGCUUCUCCCCUUGCUCAUAGUCUUUACAUUACUUCAGUGGGACGUACUAAUGGAUGCUCAUAUAUUUCUUCUGUACACCUAUGUGCUGUUCGUCGUCGCCUUCUGCGUGCUGAGCUUAAACAUACUCAUCUCCAUCGGAUUCUCGGAGCUACGAUAUGGAUAUCUGGUGGUGCUUCUGUUCUACUCGUUUGGCAUUGUGAUCUAUAUGGCCGUGCACCAGUUGCAGCCCGUUGUGGAUCCCGAAAUGCUCCUCCUUCUAUUCCUGGACUUUCAUCCGUUCUAUGCCCUGUCGCAUAAUCUAAUGCGCAUCCUCGGUUUAUCCCAGAAAACGUGGCUGUGCAGUGAUAAGGGUAUUUACGAGACCAGUGUUUAUGCAGAAAAGUGCAAGAGAGUUCCAAAUUGCUGUGAUUCCAGUGGCCAGGAGUUCCAUUAUUUACUAUACCUGUGCUGUGUAUAUCUUCUUUCCGUCGUGGUUUGGAUCUCCAUUCUCAUCCUCCUCAAAACCCAAUUGGCGAAGGGCAGGUCCCGCCAAGGAAAAUAUGUUUGGGAAAAUGAUCCAGAUUGCAAAUACGACCAGAACCUUUUGCACAUAACUCAGCCCAACGAACUCGAAAACACCUGGAUACUGGAAAAGUCGCGUGUUCGAACUCUGGAACGGAGUUACAUAAAGAGCAAAGUUCUGCACGUGGAACACUUGAGCGUCUCCUUCGGUGUGAAGAGGGCACUGAAACAUGUUGAUUUCAUGAUGAAUCGCUAUCAGGUUUUGAGCAUAUUUGGAGCAAAUGGCACUGGAAAGACUGUUCUAUUGGAAACAAUUCUCGGAAUUCACAGCCCAAACGCAGGAAGAAUAAUUGGCCCGAACAAAGUUCCCUUCAAGUCGGGCAGUUUGGAGUCCUGCACUCUGAUCGGUUACAGUGCUCAGGAAUUGAAAUCGUUUCAGUACUUGACGGUGAUGGAGAGUAUUAAGUUGAUACUGCGAGUUCAGAGCUCGAGCAGAGGAAAACGUUUGAAGAGGAAUGCCAACAAGUUGUGCAAAGCGUUGGGCUUAUACGAAGACCGGUUCAACUUGCUUUCGAUUUGCAGUCAGGGAAUCCUGAAGCGACUCAGCAUUGGAAUUGCUCUAAUGAGCAACGCGGAUCUCAUUUUGCUGGACGAUCCCUUCACCGCACUGGACGUGGUGUCCCAGCGGAGUAUGCUCCAUUUGAUACACAAUCUGUGCAGAAAGGGAAACUCGGUGAUAUAUACUUGCACCGAUCCCGAGUUCUCCUCGUCGGCACUGCGAAUGGCUGUCAUAAGUCAUCCUGGCAUCGCGGCCAUCGGAGAACGCCAGGAAAUACAGCGGAACUACUAUUCCUCCUACUUUAUGAUCGAAACCAGAAUUCACAUGCCCGAAUGGACUUCUCCAGUUCACCUUGAUUCGGAUGAUGAGAAGGGGAACAGAAUAGAGAAAGUGCACAAACUGAAGCCGCAACCGCACUCGAAUCAAGAACUCUAUACUGAGGAGGAAUUCAAAUACCUAAGGAUUUGUGGCCUUAUUGAAAGAAUAUUUCCCCAUGCCAUUAUUAAGAAUGUCGACUUUCCGAUGGCCUGUUUUUGGUUAUCUAGUAAUAUGUACUCCCUUAAGCAAAUUGUCCGAACACUUUAUGCCAACAAACAACAUUUCUACUCAUAUUCCAUUUCGCAGCCGACCGUAAGCUCCAUAUUUCUAACCAUUAGUACCCAGAAAACUCCCAGGGAGACAUUAUCCUAUGAUGUUGUUAAGUAAGGCAAAUAAAAAACCAAUAAACAACUCUAAUUGGUUGUUUA
This is a messenger RNA of Drosophila ficusphila, 5126 nucleotides long. RefSeq names its product ATP-binding cassette sub-family A member 6. Bases 10 to 5085 code for a protein of 1691 amino acids. The transcript is spliced from 11 exons. Gene Ontology annotation, cellular component: intracellular membrane-bounded organelle; membrane. The record is from RefSeq and is a predicted model, not a curated record. Gene Ontology annotation, molecular function: ABC-type transporter activity; lipid carrier activity; ATP hydrolysis activity. Gene Ontology annotation, biological process: lipid transport; transmembrane transport. NCBI's taxonomy places the organism in Eukaryota, Metazoa, Arthropoda, Insecta, Diptera, Drosophilidae.